GAGAGAGAGUGAGGAGCGAGGGAGGGAGGAGAGGCUGCUGUGACUUGUGAUAGAAAACGGCAGCGAGCACAUCCAGUCCGGGGAGCCGCUGCUGCUGCGACAAGAUGCUGAGCGUCGCCCUGCUGUGUGUGUGCGCCGUCGCCUUCGGACGCGUCUCCGCUCGCGCAGACAGCGGCAAUUUUUUGGACGAUAAGUGGCUCACUGGGAGAUCAUGGGAUAAAUUCAAAGACGAAGUUGAGGAGCCGGGAACGUGGACUCCAUCCAGACCCUUCGAUCAAGGCCUUGAUCCGGCCAAAGACCCCUGUCUGAAGAUCAAAUGCAGUCGGCACAAGGUGUGUGUGGCCGAGGAUUACAAGACUGCUGCUUGUGUCAGCCAGAGGAGAGUCAGUUUCAAAGAAGCCAAUUUGUACCAGAAUCCAGGGUCAAAGUGCAAACCGUGCCCCGUGGUUCAUCCCUCGCCUGUUUGUGGAAGUGACGGCCACAGUUACUCCACUAAGUGUAAGCUAGACUACCAGGCAUGCAUCACAGGAAAGAAGAUCACCGUCAAGUGUCCUGGCAUGUGUCCUUGUACCUCCCAUCCCGCUCAACAAAGUUCUUCAGAGAAAAAAGUCUGCAGUGAGUCGGAUUUGAAGGAGGUGGUGAGUCGCCUGAGAGACUGGUUCAGAGUGCUGCACGAGAACGGCAACCACAAGAGAGUCAAGAUCCAAAAACCAGAAAAGAACAAGUUUGAAGUCGGAGCGUCACCCAUUUGCAAGGAUCCUCUGGGCUGGAUGUUCUCCCGUCUGGACACUAACUUUGACCUGCAGCUGGACCAGUCGGAGAUCAAGAGCUUGUAUCUGGACAGGAAUGAGCCGUGCUCCGACGCCUUCUUCAAAUCCUGUGACACGCAUCCCGACAAAAUUAUAACCAGCUCUGAGUGGUGCACGGGCUUCCAGAGGUACACAGAUUCCCCAUGCAAAGCCGAGCUCUCCGGUAUCAACAAAAAGCUCUCCGGGAAGAAAUUACUUGGCCAGUAUCUGCCGUCCUGUGAUGAGGAAGGUUACUACCGGACCCACCAGUGCCACAGCAGCAGCGGCCAGUGCUGGUGUGUGGAUCGCUACGGCAACGAGGUGGCAGGCUCGCGCACGCAUGGCCCUGCAGACUGCGGUGUCGUUCUGGAGUCUUCUGGGGAUCUGGGCAGUGGGGACUCACUGUUCACUGAUGACGAUGAAGAUUCGUUUAUCCCUAACGACCAGGCAGGUAUGGACAACGAGGAUGACGAAGAUGAGGAUGACGAUGAUGACAAUGAUGAAUAUCUGUCUUAAGUUAACAAACAAACAAACAAAAAAAACUGUAUAUUUGGUCAAAUUGCACGUUUUUAGGUGACUCUCCAGGCAGAAUAUUCAUCAUCUUACUAACAGCCUUUGGACUCUUCAGUGUGCUGUUUAUCAUCGAUUUUGGUGAAAAAAAAAAAAAAAACAUUUCUGAAAUACUUUUUAUGUUUUUUUUUCCCUUCUGCUAAAAUAGAAAAAAAAUACUUGUACAUGUGUGUCAACCAACAAGAGAAUACGAUGAGCAGUCGAUCUGUUUGGAUUUGAUCACUUGUGCAGGAGACCCUCUUCUUUCAUUGGACACCCUGUGUCCCUCGGUGUCUCGUGUCCUUGUGCAGCACUCUCAUGCUCGAGCGUGCUGAUGCCCGAGGCACAACGGUAAAGAGAUUUCCCUCCAUCGUCUUCAUCUCCUUUUAUCCUUAUCAAAAUGUUUCUGUGCAUAGGUGGGACGUUGAUGAUGUAGAUAAAAAAAAAACUGCGUUCUUUAGGUUUCUUUUGAUCUCAAUUUUUAACUGUGACUGUAACUUUGUGGGAAAACAAGAUAAGAAUUAAAGUUAGAACUAAUUUAUACGAACAAACGUAGGUUGGAUAAUAAACUGAGCCAACAUAAUGGCAGUUUUCAGUGAGACUCCAGAGGUUCAGUAAGGAAGGACAAGAAAUGACUGUUUUGUCUUUUGGUAAUUUGGUGCCCCG
Messenger RNA from Nematolebias whitei (Rio pearlfish), 2003 nucleotides. RefSeq names its product SPARC (osteonectin), cwcv and kazal like domains proteoglycan 3 (gene spock3). The transcript is spliced from 12 exons. Bases 105 to 1304 code for a protein of 399 amino acids. NCBI's taxonomy places the organism in Eukaryota, Metazoa, Chordata, Actinopteri, Cyprinodontiformes, Rivulidae. The record is from RefSeq and is a predicted model, not a curated record. Gene Ontology annotation, molecular function: calcium ion binding; protein binding.